Molecule: messenger RNA, 1129 nt
Organism: Amoebophrya sp. A25
Lineage: Eukaryota; Dinophyceae; Syndiniales; Amoebophryaceae
Source: the annotation of a GenBank genome assembly
AUCUACCUUCAUGUUUUGUUUUCUAAAUGCCACCUUUUUUUAAUGCCACCACACCCAUCCUAUCAAACAACUUCAACUUCCAAACAAAUUACAACAACGCAAACCAAAGGCUCGGGAAUCAAGUCGCUGUUGGUUCCUCUUAGAGAAGUAUUUCUAGUUUUUGGAAAAACUUAAACAAAAUGGGUGGUGGUUUGAAGUACACCUCAGCCUACCUCUUGUCCGCCAUGAAGGGCGGCGAGGUCACGGCUGACAGCAUGAAGGCCAUCUUCACUGCUGGCGGACUCGAUUUCGAACAGGACAUGAUCGACCUUGUUUUGAAGAAGAUGGAAGGAAAGACCGUCCAGGAGAUCAUCAGUGCUGGUAUAGACCCUUUUCAGUGAAGAUUUUUUUGGAAACUUGAGGUCGUACCUGGAUCGAAGAAUAUAAUAUCCACAUUAGUUUCGUCGUGAGGUACUAAAGAUUACAAGCCCUUCUGCUAUUCGUCUGGAUUUGGUUAUCCCAAAGUCCACUCGUCCAAAUUCCUUUUUUUUACAGGUGUGCCAAAGCUCGAAGCUUGCGGUGGAGGCGGUGGUGGCGGCGGCGGUGCCGCUGCUGGCGGCGCCGCAGCCGGCGGUGAUGCCGGUGGUGCCGCUGAGGAGAAGAAGGAAGAGAAGGUUGAGGAAGAGGAGGAUGACAUGGAAUUCGACUUGUUCGAUUAAUCGAGCUUCGUCGUUUUACAACAUCUCACGAAAGGAAGAUAAAUGUUCGUCGCUCUUGGCGUGUAUCAAGUCGGCGGCGACCUAUCUUGCUAGCAUCUACCACCUUCAGGCUAAGACCACAGCGCAGCGACAUAAAAACCUCGUGAAAGGCGCACUCUAAAAAGUGCUUACCUUACUUGUCCCUCAUAUCGGCGAGGAUUCUUAUCUUGGUGUUCAAGGACAUGGAAAAAUCCGACAGAUUUUAUAACAAAUUGCACGGUACUACAGAGCUGAGCGACAGAGAGAAGAACUUGCCAUUCAGCAUUUACCAAAAGCGGAAGAAAUGUGACGCAAAAGGCACGACGAAGUGUGAUGAGAGAAUUGCCACUACAUGGCGUUCUAUAAGCAAGGUGUUAUAUUCUGAAUCAGAGAACAGGGGAAAUCAAAACCGA